AUGGGGACGCGUGUGCUGGUUAAUUUGGCGUCAGUUGCCAGCGGAGGCGUCAUAUUAGUGACACUUAUUGUCGUGGGCAUUCUUUUUCGAGACAUUAAUAGUCUAUACUAUGAGGUCUUAGAUGAUAUGGACGAAUUUAAGACACUGGCAAAUGAUGCCUGGGACGAGAUUAUGAGUGUUCAUGGCAUCCAGAAACAGGGCUCACCAGCUGUAGGGAUAAACCCAUUUGCCAAACUACUGUCUCGAAACAGACGACAAGCCGGUUUACCAAAGCACUGUCAAUGCAUUCUACCUAAUCGCUGUCCACGUGGCCCACCAGGACCACCAGGAGAUCCAGGAAUACCGGGGGAGGAUGGACCGCCAGGUCCAGAUGGACGAGACGGACCAGAUGGUAUUCAAAUUUCAUAUCCUGUUGAUAAGCCUCCAGGGUGUGUUAAGUGCCCCCCAGGACCUCAAGGACCUCCAGGCCCUGAUGGCGAAAUGGGUCCAGCGGGCCCUGACGGACAUCCAGGAUUACCUGGACGGCCUGGACAACAAGGACCACCAGGACCACAGGGACCUCCUGGAGAACCCGGACCAAACGGCCCGCCUGGUCUACAAGGUGUCCGGGGACCUCCGGGUGCUAAUGGUAACAAGACAGUUAGUAGACGCGGACCAAAGGGACCUCGCGGACCUAUGGGACCUAUGGGACAGCCAGGGCCCAACGGUGCAGAUGGUGAAAAUGGUCCACGAGGUCCAAGAGGACCACAAGGUCCACCUGGUAGUCCAGGGCCACGCGGUAAAGACGGACCUCUAGGACCGCAAGGUGCGGCUGGACCUAAUGGCUUAGACGGUUCGUAUUGCCCUUGCCCACGGCGAACUAAUAAUAUUGUUCCACCAUCUCCUUGCGAUCCUGUACUGCUUACGGAUCAAAACUUUCCGAAACAAAGUUUGGAUCGGAAGCGAGUGGCUGCAAAAUCGCGAGUGCAUGCCGCCAAAACUGUGCUCAGGAAAAACACUGAAAAGCAGUAA
This is a messenger RNA of Enterobius vermicularis (human pinworm), 1011 nucleotides long. The record is from the annotation of a GenBank genome assembly. Lineage: Eukaryota; Metazoa; Nematoda; Chromadorea; Rhabditida; Oxyuridae.